AUGAGGGGGGUCGCGGCUGCGGAGCUCGGCCUUUGCUGCCUCCUCCUGCUGCUGCUCUGGUGCGGCUUCUCCCGGGGGCGCGGAGGGCUGCGCAUGUACGUGAGCAGCUGGGCCGUGCGCGUGCCCGGAGGCGUGCCGGAAGCGCAGCGCCUGGCGCGCAAGCAUGGCCUGCUCUACCUGGGCCAGGUGAUCGAAGGGGGAGAUUAUUACCACCUUGAACACAGAGGUGUGAAACGGCAGUCUUUAAAUCCGCACUGGGGUUGGCAUGUGCGUCUGAAAAAGGAGCCCAUGGUCUAUUGGUUUGAGCAGCAGACGUUGAAGAGGCGGUCACGGAGGACUAUUACCGUGGUGCCCACUGACCCAUGGUUCCAGAGACAGUGGUAUAUGAACAACGAUGUGACUCCAGAUCUCAAUGUGCUGGCUGCCUGGAGCCGAGGCUACACCGGCUUGGGGGUGGUCGUGAGCGUUUUGGACGAUGGCAUUGAGAAAGACCAUCCCGAUCUGACAGUCAAUUAUGAUCCCCUGGCGAGUUACGAUUUUAACGACAAUGAUCCAAACCCUCAGCCACGCUACGACGCCUGGGAUCAGAAUCGGCAUGGUACUCGCUGUGCUGGAGAGGUGGCAGCUGCUGCCAACAAUGGCAUUUGUGGAACUGGCAUUGCGUACAGAGCAAAAAUUGGAGGCGUGAGGAUGCUGGAUGGGGCUGUGACGGAUAUCGUGGAAGCCCAGUCCUUGAGUCUCCAUCCCCAGCACAUUGACGUAUACAGUGCCAGCUGGGGCCCAGAGGAUGAUGGGAAAACGGUGGACGGCCCGGGGACUCUGGCCCGGGAAGCUUUCUACAAUGGGAUCAUCAACGGCCGCGGCGGGCUGGGCUCACUCUUUGUCUGGGCCUCCGGCAAUGGCGGCCACCGUUACGACAACUGCAACUGUGAUGGUUACACAAACAGCAUCUAUACCUUGUCGGUGGGCAGCACAACGGAGAAUGGCUGGGUCCCCUGGUACAACGAGGCCUGCGCUUCCACCCUCACCACCACCUACAGCAGCGGGGCAAAGGGGGAAAAGCAGAUCGUAACAACAGACUUGCGGCACAGAUGCACCAGCAAGCACACCGGCUCCUCUGCCUCCGCCCCUCUCGUGGCCGGUAUGAUCGCCCUCGCUCUGGAGGCCAACCCAGCACUGACCUGGCGGGACAUGCAGCAUCUGGUGGUGAGAGCCUCCAAGCCAGCCCACCUGCAGGCGGGGGACUGGGCUGUGAAUGGAGUGGGACGCAAAGUGAGUCACCAUUAUGGAUACGGGCUCUUAGAUGCUGGAGAGCUGGUGGAUCUGGCCCAAAAGUGGACACCAACUCGGCCCCAGCAGAAGUGUUCCAUCAGCGUUAUCCACAAGCCCCUGGCAAUCGGCUCGAGGCUGUCCGUCUCCGCCAACACCUCUGCCUGCUACGGGAAGAAUGCUGACAUCCUCUCUCUGGAGCACGUCCAGGUGCAGCUUUCACUCAGCUACAGCCGGAGAGGAGAUUUAACCAUCUCACUGACCAGUCCGAUGGAGACCAAAUCCACCCUAGUGGCUGUCAGGCCUUAUGAUACUAGUAGCAGCGGGUACAAGGACUGGUCCUUUAUGUCCACACACUAUUGGGAUGAAGACCCUCGUGGCGUCUGGACCCUUCUGCUGGAGAACAAGGGAGAUGCAUACAACACAGGCUUCCUCACCCAAUUUGUAUUGAAGCUGCACGGGACAGACGAGGAUAUGUCAGCGAGAAAGGCAGCCACCUCGGUAGUGAGCGAGUGCGUGAGGCGAGACGAGGAUGGGACGUGCCAAGAGUGCACCAGCCCAUUCUACACUUUCCACCACCUGUGCCUCUCCUACUGCCCGCCCAGGUAUUACAACCACUCUCGUCAUUCACGAGACCCCAGCGGAGCCGCCCGCACAGUCCAGGCAUGUUUUGCCUGCCACGUCUCCUGCUACACGUGCCAAGGAGGAACAGCCGAUAACUGUACCGCCUGCCCACCCUUCAGUGCCUACGAUAAGCUCACCCACACCUGUUCCCAGCCGCUUCGCACCUACCUGUACCGUGGCGGAAACCUUUUUCAGGGGCCUCAGCACCUUCUGCUCCUGGUUGUGGUGAUCCUGCUGUGCGUGGGUCCCGUUUUCGUCAGCAUCCUCUGCCUGGCGUCCCGCUUGUUGCGUUUCGUGUGGCAGAAGAAGCCGGAAGCCGCUUCGGAAUCCGAGGCCGCUGCCUUGGAACUGGUCCACUGCAGCGGUGUCGGCUCGGAGGAACAGACAAAGGAACUGGGACAGAGGCUUCUUCCGUGA
Messenger RNA from Euleptes europaea (tarantolino), 2310 nucleotides. RefSeq names its product proprotein convertase subtilisin/kexin type 4-like. NCBI's taxonomy places the organism in Eukaryota, Metazoa, Chordata, Lepidosauria, Squamata, Sphaerodactylidae. Bases 1 to 2310 code for a protein of 769 amino acids. Gene Ontology annotation, biological process: peptide hormone processing. Gene Ontology annotation, cellular component: trans-Golgi network; Golgi membrane. Gene Ontology annotation, molecular function: serine-type endopeptidase activity. The record is from RefSeq and is a predicted model, not a curated record. The transcript is spliced from 15 exons.